AUGCCCAGUACCGGCAGCAAGGGCGGCGUCAUCAUUGCAGGGACCAUCGGCAACUCUACGAUUAUCGACAUGAUGAUAAGUCAGGGCAAGUUCGAUAUCAGUCCGAUCUUGGGCACUUGGGAGGCUUACUUGACGGCUGUGAUUUCUGAUCCUAUGCCUGGCGUCUCCGAGGCUGUGGUAAUUGCAGGGUCAAAUCGCAGAGGGACUGUCUACGGCUUGUACAGCAUUUCCGAGCAAAUUGGCGUUUCCCCAUGGUACUACUGGGCCGACUCACCACCACAACAGCAUAGCACUAUAUAUGCUACAGACAUCAGCGUCAUCCAGGGCUCACCGUCCGUCAAGUACCGUGGCUUCUUCCUCAACGACGAAGCACCAGCGCUCACAGGCUACAUCGAUGCCAAGUUUCCACCUUCACCGUGGGGUCCCGGCUUCAACGCAGACUUCUACAAGACGGUCUUCGAGCUUCUACUCCGCCUACGAGCCAACUACCUCUGGCCAGCACAAUGGAAUAGCAUGUUCAACGUAGAUGACCCUCGCUCGCAAGCACUUGCUGACGAAUACGGGAUCGUGAUGGGAUCGUCACACACCGAGCCGAUGAUGCGAGCAACCAAGGAAUGGAACGUUUUCGGUAACGGCCCAUGGCAAUGGAACCUCAACAACAACUCCAUCUACCCAUUUUUCGUCGAAGGCGCACAGCGUACCAAACCAUACGAAGGUGUCUUGACCAUGGGCAUGCGCGGUUCAGGAGACACUGCGCUAGGUGCAGGCAUUGAGACAGACCUCCUCGAGAACAUCAUUCAGAACCAGACGGCCAUUCUGGAGGCAAUCUGGGGCAACGCUUCCGUGCAGGAUCCAAAUAUUGUGCCCCAGAUGUGGUGCCUGUACAAGGAAGUUCAAGGCUACUAUCAAGCUGGCAUGCAGGUGCCGGACUACAUACAGCUCCUCUGGACAGACGAUAAUUUUGGCAAUAUCCGUAGGCUACCGCUGAGCAAUGAGACGAGCCGCAUUGGCGGAGCCGGUGUUUAUUAUCAUUUUGACUACGUGGGAGAUCCGCGGGAUUACAAAUGGAUAAACACUGUUCAACUGCAAAAGACGUGGGAACAGAUGCACCUUGCUUACGAGAGAGACGCCAGACAAAUAUGGGUCGUGAAUGUUGGAGACCUUAAGCCACUUGAGCUCCCGAUCAGUCAUUACUUCGAUCUGGCCUAUGAUAUCUCCCUUUGGGACCAGAAUAGCGUACCGGCAUGGCUGGAAAUGUGGGCCGCCCGUGAAUUUGGCCCAGCGGUCGCCUCGCAGACAGCCGCACUGAUGAACAACUAUUCCGUUGCGGCCGGACGAAGGAAGUUCGAGCUGGUGGACCCAACCACGUACAGUCUGAUCGAUUACAAUGAAGCCGACAACGUGCUGGCGCAGUGGCAGGCAAUGCAGGUUUCAGCCCAGAGUAUCAUGAACAGCUUACCCAACGCCACCCAACCAGCUUUCUUCGAGAUGGUAUACCAUCCCGUUACUGCUGGCUAUGUUUAUUACGACAUCAUGAUCUCAACCGCAAGGAACAAUUUAUAUGCCGAGCAGGGCCGGAACAGUGCCAACGCGGUCGCACAGCAUGUGCUGCAGCAAUUCGCACAAGACCAUGCGCUGACGGUGCAGUACAACACGCUGCUGAACGGCAAGUGGGCCCAUAUGAUGGAUCAAACUCACAUUGGAUAUACGUACUGGCAGCAGCCGAUGAGGCAAGCUUUGCCAGGGCUGCAAUAUGUCGCAACCUCGGAGCGAGACCUUGCAGGCGACAUGGGAGUUACCAUCCAAAACAGCAACGCAACAGUGCCUGGAGAUGACAUGUACCACACCUUGUCCUCCAACAGCUUGUCGUUCACACCCUUCGAUCCGUACGGUGUUAGCAGCCAAUGGAUUGACAUCUUCAGCAUGGGCACCAAAGCUUUUACAUGGAACAUUACCGCCAAUGCAUCGUUUGUGACCUUCUCGCAAUCGUCAGGCUCGCUUUCUCCGAAUGGUACGACCGACAUCAGAAUCUGGGCGACCGUCAAUUGGUCGCAAUGCCCGCCUGGAAGAGGCAUGGUGGUUAUUAACGUCACCACAACCGAAUCCCAGCCUACUAUGUAUGACCAGCAGACCCUGUACGGAACGCAAUACGCCAUGCCGCAGCUUAUGUUGCCGUACAACAAUACUGUUAUCCCGAGCUCGUUCCAAAACGGCUUCGUCGAGAGCGAUGCGCACAUCACGAUCGAAAUGGAACAUUGGAGUAACAUCACCACACCUAGCGCUUCAGGCCCGGCUGUCAAUUACACCGUCAUUCCAGGCCUCAGCCGCACACUAUCAGGGGUCACGCUGUUCCCGGUCACGGCACCUUCGCUCUCCACCACAACCGGUCCGGCUUUGACAUACAACCUCUACACCUUCUCCCAGAACACCACGUUUGGCACAGGCAAUCUGACUGUCACGAUCGCAACCACAACAUCUCUGAACACCAUCCCUGAUCGUCCGCUCCGGUACGCCGUGCAAUUAGACAACCAAACGGUGAAGACUGUCCAAUACAUUAUCGAUCAGCCUGCGGGAGCCAACCCGACAAAUUGGGGCACGGCAGUGGCCAACAGCGCCUGGGUUAGUAGCACCAACUUCACGUACACAGGCCCGGGGGCGCACACAUUGAAGGUCUGGGCGCUGGAGCCAGCGAUGGUGCUGAACACGGCAUGGAUCGAUUUGGGUGGAAUCAGGCCGAGUUAUCUCGGCCCGCCCGAGAGUUAUCGGGUUGCUUGA
Messenger RNA from Baudoinia panamericana UAMH 10762, 2775 nucleotides. RefSeq names its product glycoside hydrolase family 115 protein. The record is from RefSeq and is a predicted model, not a curated record. The coding region runs from base 1 to 2775 and encodes 924 amino acids. NCBI's taxonomy places the organism in Eukaryota, Fungi, Ascomycota, Dothideomycetes, Mycosphaerellales, Teratosphaeriaceae. The transcript is spliced from 5 exons.